AUGAUGAAUAGUGUUUUGGUUAUCGGUGGUGGUGGUAGAGAACAUGCCAUUGCUUGGAAACUUUCCCAAUCUCCAUAUGUAAAAAAAAUCUAUGUGUCUCCUGGAAAUGUUGGAAUGACAUCAAUUGAUAAGGUUUCCUUAGUGAAAUUAAAUGUUAAGAGUAACAAGGAAGUAGCUAAAUGGAGCGAAGAUAAUAAAGUAAAUUUAGUAGUAGUUGGUCCAGAAGAAUAUUUGGCAAAUGGAUUAGCUGAUGAAUUGAAAAACGUGGGAAUCUACUGUUUUGGUCCACAACAAGCAGCAUCUAUGAUUGAAGCUGACAAAUAUUGGGCAAAAGAAUUUAUGGAUAGACAUCAAAUUCCUACAGCAAAGUGGAAAGGAUUUAUCAAUGCUGAAAAAGCAAAGAAAUUUGUUAUGAAUGCACCAUUUCCAGCUCUUGUAAUAAAGGCUGCUGGUUUAGCAGCUGGAAAAGGAGUAAUAGUAGCAAAAGAUAAACAAGAAGCAUGCAAUGCAAUAGAUGAGAUUUUAACAGACAUGAAGUUUGGCUCUGCUGGAGAAUCAGUAGUUGUAGAGGAGCUAUUAGAAGGAGAAGAAGUCUCUGUGCUUGCAUUUACAGAUGGAAAAACUGUUGUUCCAAUGGUUCCUGCACAGGAUCAUAAAAGAAUAUUUAAUGACGACAUGGGACCAAACACUGGUGGCAUGGGUGCUUACUGUCCAUGUCCUUUGUUACAAAAAGAAGAUUAUGAAUUGGUGAAAUUAGAUGUCCUUCAAAAAGCUGUUCUUGGUCUUAAAGAAGAACAAAUUCCAUUUGUUGGCGUGUUAUAUGCUGGGUUAAUGCUAACCAAAGACGGACCCAAGGUUUUAGAAUUUAAUUGCAGAUUUGGGGAUCCAGAAACACAAGUUGUAUUACCACUAUUGAAAUCAGAUUUAUUUACAGUUAUGAAGGCCUGCUGUGAGGGUUCAUUGACUGAAUCUCAAGUUUCAUGGCGAGAAGAUGUAUUUGCUGUUGGUGUUAUUUUGGCAUCUCGUGGCUAUCCGGCGACUUCGUCGAAAGGCCAAGUUAUAUAUGGUGUCAAUGAGAUUGUGCGUAAAGCAGAUCAUUUUGUUUUCCACAGUGGAACAAAUAUUUCUCCAGAAGGAGAUCUGUUGACUAACGGAGGAAGAGUUCUCAUUACAGUAAGUUUAGCAUCUUCAUUGGCUUUAGCUGCUGCUAAAGCAACUCAUGCUGCUCAAAGCAUAUCUUUCGAAGGGAAACAAUUUAGAACUGAUAUAGCAUACAAGGGAGUUGCAAGGUCUAUAUUGCAUCACGGAAAACUUACAUAUAAAAGUAGCGGAGUAGACAUAGCUGCCGGUGAUUCGUUAGUGUCAGCUAUUAAGCCAGUUACAUCUUUGACGCAACGUUUAGGAACAAUGGGUUCGAUAGGUGGUUUUGGUGGAUUAUUCGAUGUUAAGGCAGCAGGUUAUAAAGACCCACUUUUGGUGUCUGGUACUGAUGGCGUUGGAACUAAGUUAAAGAUAGCUUUUGAAUGCAAUAAGCACGACACAGUCGGUAUAGAUUUGGUAGCUAUGUGUGUAAAUGAUGUUCUUGCACAUGGUGCAGAACCAUUAUUUUUCUUGGAUUAUUUUGCCUGUGGGAAAUUAGAUGUAAAUGUAGCCAGUGACGUUAUAAAUGGUGUAAGUGAAGGAUGCAAAAGAGCUGGGUGUUCAUUGGUUGGCGGUGAAACAGCAGAAAUGCCUGAUAUGUAUGCCAAUGGAGAAUAUGAUUUAGCGGGAUUCGCUGUAGGUGCUGUUGAGAGGGAUAAAUUACUUCCACGCACAAAUGAUAUAAAGGAAGGUGACGUAGUAAUUGGUCUUCCAUCAAGUGGAAUCCAUAGUAAUGGAUUUAGUCUUGUUCGAAAAAUUUUAAAGCUAACAGACAAGAAAUAUUCUGAUAUAGCACCAUUUUCUGAAAAUAAUCGUACAAUCGGCGAUGAACUAUUGGAACCAACAAAAAUUUAUGUAAAAAGUGUAAUAUCCGCUAUGCAAACGAAUUUGAUAAAGGCAUUUGCGCAUAUUACUGGAGGAGGUCUCACAGAGAACAUACCCAGAGUCUUACCAGAAAAUAUAGGAGUGGUGUUAGAUGCCAGUAAAUGGAAUAUCCAAUCAAUUUUUGGUUGGUUAGCAGCUGUUGGUGAGAUUAAUAAGGAAGAAAUGUUACGGACAUUUAAUUGUGGUAUUGGGGCAGUGUUAAUAUGUUCAGAAAAAGAUAAAGAUGUAGUUUUAAUGAAGUUACAAACAGAGAAGCCUACUGUUAUUGGACAUGUAAAUAAUCACGAGGGAAGUAAAAUUAGGGUGAAUGUUAGAAAUUUUGAAGCAGCAUUGGAAUUGAAAAUGAAACAGUACGUACCGGAUAUCGUUACAAAGUUACGUAAACCACCAAGGAGGGUAGGUGUUCUUAUAUCUGGUAGUGGCACCAAUUUGCAAUCAUUAAUAGAUGCUACUCAAGAUCCAACACAACAUAUCGGUGCAGAAAUAGUUUUGGUGAUAUCUAAUAAACCAGAUGUUGAAGGACUUAAACGAGCUGAAAGAGCUGGUAUUAAAACAGUGGUUAUUAAACACACUGAUUAUCCUAACCGAGAAGCUUUUGAUUCGGCAAUGAAUGUCGAACUAGAUGCUGCUGAAGUUCAAAUAGUUUGUUUGGCUGGUUUUAUGCGUAUUCUAUCGGAAAGUUUCGUAAAUCGAUGGCGUGGAGCAUUAAUAAAUGUACAUCCAUCAUUGUUACCAUCCUUUAAAGGCGCGUGUGCACAUAAAGAUGUUUUAGCAGCUGGUGUACGUGUUUCAGGAUGCACAGUACAUUUUGUCGAGGUCGAUAUAGAUUCGGGAGCAAUCAUUGAACAAGCAGCAGUUCCUGUAUUGCCAAAUGAUACUGUAAAAACACUUCAAAAUCGUGUAAAAACAGCGGAGCAUGGUAUAUUUCCUCUAGCAUUAAAACACUUAGCUACUGGUAAAAUAGAAUUGAAAGAAGAUAAUACUAUUAUCUGGAACUAUUAAAAACAGAACAUUUUGUACCACUUUCUAUCUAGUAA
Messenger RNA from Dufourea novaeangliae, 3062 nucleotides. It is a transcript of the gene Gart, whose product is annotated as trifunctional purine biosynthetic protein adenosine-3. NCBI's taxonomy places the organism in Eukaryota, Metazoa, Arthropoda, Insecta, Hymenoptera, Halictidae. Gene Ontology annotation, biological process: 'de novo' IMP biosynthetic process; adenine biosynthetic process. Gene Ontology annotation, molecular function: ATP binding; phosphoribosylglycinamide formyltransferase activity; phosphoribosylamine-glycine ligase activity. Gene Ontology annotation, cellular component: cytosol. The transcript is spliced from 16 exons. The coding region runs from base 1 to 3027 and encodes 1008 amino acids. The record is from RefSeq and is a predicted model, not a curated record.